This is a messenger RNA of Aspergillus versicolor CBS 583.65, 1116 nucleotides long. Its product is annotated as SMP-30/gluconolactonase/LRE family protein. The transcript has a single exon. Lineage: Eukaryota; Fungi; Ascomycota; Eurotiomycetes; Eurotiales; Aspergillaceae. The record is from RefSeq and is a predicted model, not a curated record. The coding region runs from base 1 to 1116 and encodes 371 amino acids.
AUGUUAAAGUUCCACCUUCCCGGCCUCAUCCUGGCCCUAUUCACCCUACUCGUUCAAGCCGACGUAACCCCAGACCACGACAACCGCCUCAAAACCAGCAUCAUCCUAGACACACCCACAACAGGCGCGAGCACCACUCCAGAAGGCCGCACAUUCCUCAACCUCGUGCACAUCGACGGCACAACAGGCGCAUCAAUCGUUGAAGUCAUCGACAGCAGCCCUAACACCAACUCCACGCUCCGCCCAUAUCCCAACGCCGCCUGGAACUCCUGGAACGCAAGCACCGACAGCGCACACGACUCACAAACGAAAUUCGUCUCCACAAAUGCGCAGCGUAUAGGCCCAGACGGGAAUCUCUGGGUCGUGGACAGCUCCAAACUCGUCUCCAUCAAUCUCACCACGAACGAAGUCCAACGCAUCUACUACCUCGGCGACGCCAUAACCAAGGAAGGCUUGCUGGACGACGUCCGGUUUAAUGGUAGACACGCCUAUAUAACAGAAUUCGGCAUCGGUUCGAUCAUUGUGCUGGAUCUUGAGACGGGCGCUGCGCGCGUGGUGCUCCGCGGACAUAAGUCUGUUGUCGCACUGAUGCCGCUAUCUGCUGAGGGCCAGUUCCUGCGCUCUGCGAGCACGGGCGAGUGGCAGUAUAUCCAUGCCGAUCACCUCGAGGUCUCGCCGGAUGGGAAGUGGUUUUACUACCAACCCGGGAUUGGGUAUAUGUGGCGGAUUGAGACCAAGUAUUUGAACGAGGCGCUGCAUAACGAGACGGCGGCGGCGGCGCUGCCGGGGUAUGUGGAGCCUUUCUCGCUGACGCCUAGCACUGGGGGUACGGCUAUUGAUGCGGAGGGGAAUAUCUAUUAUAGUGAUGGGGACAGGCAGGAGAUUCGGCGGUUGGCGCCGAACGGGACGACGAGCCUGCUGGUGCGUGAUGGGCGGUUGCUGUGGGUUGAUGCGAUGUGGAUUGACACGCAGCAGAGGCUGUGGAUGUGUGCGUCGCAGCUGAACCGAGGAAACCGGUUUGUGCAGCCUGGCGGGCAAAGGACUACUAUCAAGAAGCCGAUCUAUGUCUACACCAUGGACAUUGGUCAUAGUCCGUCUCCUUUAGACCAUGCUUGA